Messenger RNA from Salvelinus namaycush (lake trout), 648 nucleotides. RefSeq names its product calcium-binding protein 7-like. Gene Ontology annotation, molecular function: calcium ion binding. Bases 1 to 648 code for a protein of 215 amino acids. Lineage: Eukaryota; Metazoa; Chordata; Actinopteri; Salmoniformes; Salmonidae. The transcript has 5 exons. The record is from RefSeq and is a predicted model, not a curated record.
AUGCCAGUGCGAAUGCCAGUGCGAACCACCAGGUUGAUGUACAGGGGAAUUUGCACUAUUCCAGAUAUCCUGUCAUACCGGACCCCCAUUAACCUGCCUGAGGAUGAGGUGGAAGAGAUCCGCGAGGCCUUCAAGGUGUUUGACAGAGAUGGAAACGGCUACAUAUCAAAGCAGGAGUUGGGGGUGGCCAUGCGGUCGCUGGGAUACAUGCCUAAUGAGGUGGAGCUGGAGAUUAUUAUCCAAAGGCUGGACAUUGAUGGUGAUGGCCAGGUUGACUUUGACGAAUUUGUUGCACUGCUUGGACCAAAACUUAUUGCUGCUGGGAUGCCUGAUAAGUUCCAUGGGGCGAACUUUGACUCUGUAUUUUGGAAGUGUGACAUGUCGAAGCUAACGGUAGAUGAGCUGAAGAGGCUGCUGUAUGACACGUUCUGUGACCACCUCACCAUGAAAGACAUUGAGAACAUCAUCAUGACCGAAGAGAGCCACCUGGACAACCAAGUGUGCCAAGUGGACAUUGACACGAGCCCGACACAACAGGUGAAGCACACUUGUGUGCGGAAGAGUCUGAUUUGUGCUUUUGCCUUUGCAUUUAUCAUCAGUGUAAUGCUUAUUGCAGCUAACCAGAUGCUCCGUAGAGGUAUGAAGUAG